Molecule: messenger RNA, 1107 nt
Organism: Vanrija pseudolonga
Lineage: Eukaryota; Fungi; Basidiomycota; Tremellomycetes; Trichosporonales; Trichosporonaceae
Exons: 1
Coding region: 1-1107 (368 amino acids)
Source: RefSeq, a predicted model, not a curated record
AUGGACAUUGACGAACCGCAUGUCCUCCCGGCCUCAACUUCCCACUUCCUCUCGCUCGCCGAGCUGAGCGUGUCCCUGCCGGCGGUGCAGACGCCCGCGGCGACAAGCCACGGCGCGGCGCUGUCCGACCUCGGGCUGCAGCACCUCCCAGCGGCACGCCGUCAAGCUUUCCCAACCACCACGACCACGACUGUCCCCACCGCGCAAGCCCCUACACCCGCCCUCCUUCCGCUCAACUACGACUCGUACCCGCACCUCGUCGAGCUCGUCGCAGCACAUGCCGACCUGCCCGUCCUCCUCGCCUUCCGGGCCACCUCGCGCGGCGUGCGCGCCAAGGUCGACGCCAUGCUAGCGCAGUGCAUCAGCCCCACUGAGGACGGAGCACGCGGUGCCCGCUUCAUGCGUCCCGUGCCCAAGCUCGACGGCCACACCCGCGCGCUGCUACCGCCGUACACUGUCGUCGACCGGCUGAGCGUGCACUCGACCGACGCGGCGUUCCGCAUCGCUGUCCCGCCCAAGACGGAGCGGCACGUCGUCGUGCUAGAGUGCGACGCGCACAGCCCGCCCAUCCCGCGCUCGAUGAGCGUGUCCCCCGAGAUCCGGCACUUCGACCUCGUCCGCCCGCUCGCCUCGGCACGGCAAGCCGAGGGCCCGUACCCGCCCGUCCUGGACCUCGUGUUCGCCGCCGACUCGCUCGCGCUCCUGGGCCACUUGACCCGCCAACACUGUACCACCGGCCCCACGAGGGCCCCGGACACCGGCGGGCUCGACGAAGAUGUGUUCGAAUUCGAGGCCGACCUUGCAUACCGAUACCUGCACCUCUUCGACCCCGCCCUCCCCGGCUUCUUCGGGCACGUCGUCCGCUACCUGAGUGUCGCGCAGCGCCUGCUGGCCGGCUGCGAGACGGUGCGGAUCUGGGGGUUGAAGAGCCUCUCGCCGCCACUCGUCAAAAGGUCCCUUUCGCCGUCGGCGUCGAGCGAGGAGGUCACCGCUGCCGCCGUGGAGAUCGUGCGCAACAGGAUACUGUUCCACCGGGCGUUCUUCACGCCUGGCACCGACGUCGACGUGUGCCUCAGCAGGCUGGAGGUGCACGAGGAUGACUUGUAG